This is a messenger RNA of Eruca vesicaria subsp. sativa (arugula), 1891 nucleotides long. Lineage: Eukaryota; Viridiplantae; Streptophyta; Magnoliopsida; Brassicales; Brassicaceae. The record is from the annotation of a GenBank genome assembly.
AUGUCUCUCCUUCCCGCCAUCGGAAUCCCAUCGCCGGCGCCACCGCAACAGAAACCUUUCAUCUCUCGCAAUAGCCACACCAAUCCAAUCGAAACCACAGUCUCAUGGACUUCUCGCAUCACUCUCCUCUCACGCAACGGCCGAUUCGCCGAAGCAGCCAACGAAUUCACCGCCAUGAGAAUCUCCGGCGUCGAACCUAACCACAUCACUUUCAUCGCCUUACUCUCUGGAUGUAUCGAUAACGAACCUUUCGGCGAUUCGCUUCACGGACAUGCUUGUAAACUCGGCCUUGCUAAAAACCAUGUCAUGGUAGGCACGGCGAUUCUCGGCAUGUACUCAAAACGACGUCGUUUUAGGAAAGCUAGGUUGGUGUUCGAUCACAUGGGAGAUAGAAAUUCGGUUACUUGGAAUACAAUGAUCGACGGUUACAUGAGGAGCGGCCAAGUGGACGAUGCAGUUAAACUGUUCGACGAAAUGCCUGAACGAGAUUUGAUUUCUUGGACGGCUAUGAUAAACGGAUUUGUUAAGAAAGGUUUGCACGAGGAAGCUUUGGUUUGGUUCCGUGAGAUGCAAGUUUCUGGUGUGAAGCCAGAUUACGUUGCUGUUAUCUCAGCUCUUGCCGCUUGCACGAAUCUUGGUGCUUUAUCUUUUGGAUUGUGGGUGCAUCGUUAUGUUGUGAGUCAGGAUUUUAGGAAUAAUGUUAGGGUUAGUAAUUCGCUGAUUGAUUUGUAUUGUCGAUGCGGGUGUGUGGAGUUUGCUCGACAGGUUUUUGAUGAGAUGGAGAAACGGAGUGUGGUUUCUUGGAACUCAGUGAUUGUUGGGUUUGCUGCUAAUGGGCAUGCGCAUGAGUCUUUGGUUUACUUUAGGAGAAUGCAAGAGGAAAGGUUUAAGCCUGAUGCGGUUACGUUCACUGGGGCGUUAACUGCUUGUAGUCAUGUUGGUUUAGUUGAAGAAGGUGUUCGUUAUUUCGAAGCUAUGAAAAGGGAUUAUAGGAUCACACCGAGAAUUGAACACUAUGGAUGUUUAGUUGAUUUGUAUAGCCGUGCUGGGAGAUUGGAAGAUGCUUUGAAAGUUGUAGAGGGGAUGCCGAUGAAGCCUAAUGAAGUUGUGAUUGGCUCGUUGCUUGCAGCUUGCAGGACUCAUGGGAACGAUAGAGAGUUAGCAGAGAGGAUGAUGAAGCGUCUUAGUGAGCUUAAAGUGAAGAGCCAUUCAAACUAUGUGAUUCUUUCGAAUAUGUAUGCUGCUGAUGGACAGUGGGAAGGAGCAAGUAAGAUGAGAAGGAAGAUGAAGGGUUUAGGUCUAAAGAAGCAGCCUGGGUUUAGUUCGAUUGAGAUUGAUGAUCGCACACAUGUGUUCAUGGCUGGUGACAGUGCUCAUGUGGAGACCGCUUGUAUCCGUGAGGUUCUAGAGCUUAUUUCUUCUGAUUCGCGAUUACAAUGAAGUGUGGUUGAAACACUUGCUGGGGAUCUCAUAGGUGACUGAAACCAGGGAAUUUCACCAACCUUGUUGCCAAACCAUGCCCUUAUAUACCACAUAAAACAUAUGGUACUUAUAGUCCUGUGAUUGAAUAAGCUUAGAAUCCUAGCUCCCUUCCUUCAUGGCCAGGUCGACAUUGUUGACCCGGGAUCCAUUUGUGUCUGGUCAUGUUAACGUUGAAAAAGAUCCAUCUCAAUCUCAUGGCCUCUUCAUGCACUGUUGCACAUAAAAAAAAGAACACUCUAGCAUUCCAAAACUCUGCUCUGUUAAGAGAGACUGCUCUGUUUCACAUUGCUAUGUUUUUGUAAUAUAACAAAAGAAGUAGUUUAUCAUCCCUUAAUAGUUUCAUGUUAUCUCUAAACAGAUAUUGUUUUGUUACAAAAAAAAACAAAUAUUGCUUACAAUAAUAAUUGGC